Penicillium olsonii is the source of this 1161-nucleotide messenger RNA. The record is from the annotation of a GenBank genome assembly. NCBI's taxonomy places the organism in Eukaryota, Fungi, Ascomycota, Eurotiomycetes, Eurotiales, Aspergillaceae.
AUGCCCUAUGCCAGAGCAUCUGAUCCCUGGUGCGCAUUUCAAUUUCAAUGGUGUUUUGUCGAAGCCAAUAGACUAAUUUGUUGCUGUGGACUAGAUGCAUCUGAAAACUUUGUCGGUAACUUUACAUUCCACCACUUCAACAUGAUACUUUGUGGGGUGUGUACUGGAGUCACUUGUUUGAUUAUCUUUACGACUAUGGCUCGACAUGCCACGCAUUUAAGCGAUCCAAAUCAACAGCUAAAAAUCAUGAGAAUCGCCACGUUGUUCCCAUUGUAUACGAUCUACUCAUUUCUUUCGGUGUGCUUUCCUAACGCAUAUGUCUAUCUGGUUGGAUGGACAAAGGUUUUCCAAGGAGUUGCCCUCUAUUGGUUUCUCAUGUUGCUUUGCGAUUUUUUUGUUCCCAAUGACUCACACAGAGCUGAAUUCUUUGCAUCCACGAGGGUGCUCAAGCGGUAUAGCAAAACCAACACAACAGAUGGACUAUCACGCUUAAAGUCGACCUGGCUCUUUGUUUUACAAUAUCCCAUUGUCACAUUUAUUCUUGCGAUUGUUCAAAGCAUUACGCAAGCACAGGGAAUGUUCUGCCUCAAGGGGAAGGAGGCUUAUUUUGCUCACUUAUGGCUUACCGCUAUUGCGGUGAUAUCACUUGCCUUUGCAAUGGUCAAUAUCCUCCGGUUUCACGGCAAUCUCCAAUCCCACAUGAAACAACACAAGCCUAUGAUAAAGCUCUUGGCAUUCAAGAUGAUUGUCGGUCUUGAGUUCUUAGAACAGAUAAUAUUCAUGAUUCUUGACUCCACUGGCGCCCUUGAGCCCUCUUCAACCAUGAGCUAUGCAGACACCAUUAUCGGCUUGCCCACGAUGAUUAUUUGUCUACAAGUGGUUCCGUUCGCAUUCUUAUUCUACUACGCCUACUCCAUCAAGCCAUACACAACAACAGGUUUCAAUGAUGCUAGCAACCUGCAGUAUCUUUUUGCCAUUGAAAGCGAGAGCGGCACUCCCCGCGCAAAGUUCUAUCAGGGUGGUACCUUGGGGAUUCAUGCUUGGCUCGCGUUGUUCAACCCAAUGGAGCUUUUCCGAGACAUCAAGUCGACAUACAACAUGUUUCAGGGACAUGGAAUGGAAAAGGUAGAUAGCUCAAUGGGCGUAGACUUUCAGGUGUAG